Molecule: messenger RNA, 3272 nt
Organism: Saccostrea cuccullata (small rock oyster)
Lineage: Eukaryota; Metazoa; Mollusca; Bivalvia; Ostreida; Ostreidae
Exons: 19
Coding region: 252-3026 (924 amino acids)
Biological process (GO): signal transduction
Molecular function (GO): protein binding
Source: RefSeq, a predicted model, not a curated record
GUUCAUAAGCCUCUCGUAACUGAAAACCAGAAAGAGAGAGGCACCGGGAGAUUUUUUAAAAACCAAAACCGCCCGGCCGACUGCACACUGCGUUUAAAAAUGUAAAUACACUCAUAUAAACUCCUCUCGUUUUGGAUUUGUGGAGUUUAUAUAUCACAUUAUUCCUUUUAAUUAUAAAUCUCUUUCCUUGGAACACGUGCCGAGAUACACCUAACUACAGCUUUGCUGUAUCAAGGAUUGUAUGUGCAAACAUGGCGGCCUCAUUUUAUAGUACAAGAAAGAAGGAACGCGAAAGGAAAGCAAGACGCCAAGAACACAUGAAUAAACGGGGUCAAAGACAAAUGGACGAGAAGGAUGAUCCUCUGGUGAUUCUUAAAGAUGACAUAGAGAAGAUCAGACUUUCAUUAUCUGACUCCUCCUUUACUCAUAGACAAAGAUGGCGACAGACAGAAGAUGUUGGACUGCCGAGUUCUAUCCGUGUAUGCUCAAAACUCAAAGGAAAAAUAUCUCAUAUGUCCAGUAUGGACUCGGCAGAAGCUGACAAAAUGGCUGCCGUCUACGAUGAGUUCUGUAAAACAAUCAACGUCAUGGCAGAGGACCACAGAGAAUACAUAUCACAUAUAUAUGAUGAUGAAGAAAUGACUAAAAAAUACUACAACAAGACCACUCUGGACAUCCUAGAACUUUGGACAGCUUGUUCUACGACUACAGUAGAUUUAAUGAUCCCUUUGAUUAAACAAUAUUGGGAAAAUCAAAGCGAAUUUGAGAACCUUGCAAAGAAAAUUGCUGACACCUGUUGUUCUUGUGUAAAGUUUACCACUGUGGCGGUCAAUCUCACAAAACACCCUAUCCCAGAGGAUUGUGGCAGUAAGGUUUUACAGAAAGCUGCAGAGUCUCUCAACCAAACAGCUGACUUGCUCAGUCAACUGAUAGAGGCCAUGGUUAACACAUCCAUGAAAAAUGCUGAAGAUUCGUCACUAGACAUGGCGAUGUGGCUUCUAUUCAGCAUUCAUCAUGUCGCCCAGAAUGUACUUAAACAACAGAACAUGCAAGAGGAAAGUAAGGAGGAAGGGGAAGGAAAAGACACAGACAAACAAACCAACGAACAAGUGGAAGCAAAAGAAUCCACUGAAGUAACAGAAAGCCUGAACAACCUGCUGACAAAGCUAGAAAAUUUACAGAUGGAACUCAAUAAUCAGUACGUGGAGAAAAAUGAAAAAGACGGCGAAGAAGGAGAAAAGGAUGAUAGUUGUAAGAAUGAUCAACAAGCUAUCGACAAAUUUGCUGGGGUAUACCAAAGUGUUGUGGAUGAGAUCUUUAAAAAGGGGAAAGUAACAGUCUGUAUUGAAGAUCCAAGCGGAAGUGACGCAACAAUUUACUACAAACCGGAAGUUUACACUGAAGUUGCAAACUGUUCACUUGGUUCUUGUCCAAUGAAAGACCGAGACACUUGGUUAGAUGAAAUACCCUUGACCUCUGACCAGGUUCUCGUUUCUGACAUAUAUGUCGUCAGGAAUGGACCUUUAAAAACGUCUUCAGAAGUGGAAAUUGAUUUUACGUAUAUUCCUAUGUCAAGUACAAAGAACAAAACCAUCAAGGUUAUAGCAAAACAAGAUGGCGCCUGGACAGAAAUAGAAACAUCAAAUGAGGAUAUAAGUGACAGCAACGCUCAUCUUUCUUUUAAAACUAAUAAUUUGGAAGCCUUCACGUCUUACGUUGAAAUCCUCUCUGAAAGUGCAGAGGUGUCUCCGGAAGGAACAACAUUUACAAGCGAGGCCAACCCAGAUGUCAAGGUCACUUUCUCCGAAGGACUUGUAACCGAGACUAAGCAAAUAAAAAUAAAGGUUAUUCCUUACGACUUGAGGGAGGUGGCGGCUCUGAAGGAACAGUGUCCAGACUCCAUUAGAGGGAUCGUCUCGGCCUCUGACGCGGUGGAGAUCAGAAUGGAUGGAGAUUGUGACACCAACAAAACCUUUACUGUCCAGGUUUCCAUGGACGAUGAGGAGGAUCCGGACACACAACUAGUAGUCAUCAGAUUUAAUGAAGGCAAGGUACAAGUUCUGGAUAAGUCCCAAUGUCGGCUUAAAAAAGACAGGAACCUUUAUCUUGUGGAGACCAAAGGCAUCUGGGGAAUUGCCGUUGCUAGAAUAAGAAAAAUAUUCCUAAACAUGAGGGACACAGUUAAAAAGGAAUUCCAGCUGAUCUUUGGAUUGGUCCAACUGUGCAAUAUCUGUACUUUCCUUGACGAUUCCCAAAGAAACAUGGAAGAGGGAUCUUUCUUUGUCUGGAUUGAAUGUAUCGAUAAAAAUCUAAUCCGGGAGGACGUGGAAAAUAAAGAAAAAGCAGGAUUAAUCGAGGUGAAACAGAGCCGUUCUAAAGACAUUACGCUACGACAAAAGCAGACGAUCAUCCUAAAAAUAGAUGGACAAAUCAAGCUCCGUUUAGCAGACCCUCCAGAUUCGUUUAAGAUCACUUAUUUGAUUGGUGCAGACAAUCACGUGAAUAUACCUAUGGAAGUGCACAGGGAUCAAGAAAAAAUCCCAUAUGCUUCAUUUGCAUUUCACGAGGAGGACAGUGGGAAUCCAUUUCAUACUGUGAAUAUUCCAGUCCGAGACUUAUCUGAGCUCCCCACAGAUGAAGUAACGGCAAAGAAUUUCAAUAAAAACAACGAAAGUAACAAUUUAAGAGAACAGAUGAAGCAAAAGGAGGAAGCUGCAAAGAAAAUGCUUUCCCAUGACAGUAUCAUGAACCUAUCACGUGUUUUGUCCGAAAGGGAUGGACGCAUGCUCGGUGAGCAAUUGGGCGUGGACUCUGCUUGGAUAGCUCGCGCCAAGGAUGACUGUGAUGGAGACAUUCUUCGAACGAACUUCCGGGUUCUUUGUGAAUGGAGGGGGAAAGCAGCAAGGUCUGCAAUGGUUGAUUUCUUAAUAUCAUCGCUAAAAACCAUCGGAAGAAACGAUUUGUCUACCAUAGUAACCAACGUCAACAAAAGUAGGCGUGGUCUCUUAAAUGAGGACUUUAACUGACUUGCGAGUCUGUGAUAUACACAAUAUUUUUGGAAUUCUGUGAUGUUUUUUUUUUCAAGUUAUAUAUGUAAAUCACUUCCAGGACUUGCUUUUGAAGACAUUUAGAGCUUUUUAAAAGAUUAUCUGUCCUCCGUUUAUACGAUUUUGAAUGAACAAGAGUUACUGUUCAACUAUCGGAAGCUUUGCAUAUUAUAAGUAAGCGUAUGAUUAAAGUCAUAUUUUAAUAAUAAACUUUAGUUCUCUGUU